Messenger RNA from Cornus florida, 5470 nucleotides. Its product is annotated as myosin-17-like. The record is from RefSeq and is a predicted model, not a curated record. Gene Ontology annotation, molecular function: microfilament motor activity; ATP binding; actin filament binding. The transcript is spliced from 39 exons. Gene Ontology annotation, biological process: actin filament organization; vesicle transport along actin filament. NCBI's taxonomy places the organism in Eukaryota, Viridiplantae, Streptophyta, Magnoliopsida, Cornales, Cornaceae. Gene Ontology annotation, cellular component: cytoplasm; actin cytoskeleton; myosin complex. The coding region runs from base 396 to 4985 and encodes 1529 amino acids.
CAGCGCCCCUCCCCCAACACUAAGCUGACCACGGAGAGAAAAAGAGUUGGACACACAAACACACAGACUUCUAGAGAGAGAAACACAAAAAAACGGAUGCUAAUAUAGAGAGAGAAAGAGCCUGGGUUUGCUUUAAGGUAUAUAAACUCACGCCACAUUUUCUUAGAGAGAGAAACAAGAAAAGGCCCUCUUUAACAGAAGCAAAAAUCCUCGAAAAAAAAUUACUUUGUUUGCUUCUUCUUAUCACCAUCCUCCUCUUCUCCUAGAUUUCGCUAAAAUUCCAAAGCUACAGGACUGUGUUCUAUCCGAUCUGACCCACCGAGUCUCGUUUAUCUUUGUCUCGUUCUCUGGUUUUGAUGAGUUGAAGAGAAGGAGAUCGAAAUUCAAACUCAUCAAUGGCCGGACCUGUUAAUAUUAUUGUAGGGUCUCAUGUAUGGGUUGAAGAUCCAAAGUUGGCAUGGAUUGAUGGAGAAGUAGUCCGUAUCAAUGGUCAAGAGCUUCAUGUUUCCACAAAUGGGAAAACAGUUGUCACAAACAUCUCCAAAGUGUUCCCAAAGGAUACUGAAGCUCCUCCUGGAGGCGUAGAUGACAUGACAAAACUUUCAUAUUUGCAUGAACCCGGAGUUCUGCAAAACUUGGCUACCAGAUAUGAACUUAAUGAAAUUUAUACAUAUACCGGAAAUAUCUUGAUCGCAAUAAACCCGUUUCAAAGAUUACCUCAUCUGUAUGAUACUCACAUGAUGGAACAGUACAAAGGUGCAGCAUUUGGAGAGCUUAGUCCUCACGUUUUUGCAGUUGCCGAUGUUGCAUACAGAGCAAUGAACAACGAGGGAAAGAGCAACUCGAUUUUGGUUAGUGGAGAAAGUGGUGCUGGUAAAACUGAAACAACAAAGAUGCUUAUGAGAUAUCUUGCAUAUUUGGGUGGUCGGUCUGGGGUAGAAGGACGGACAGUUGAACAACAAGUUCUGGAGUCCAAUCCAGUUCUUGAAGCAUUUGGCAACGCCAAAACCGUCAGGAACAACAACUCAAGUCGAUUUGGUAAAUUCGUUGAGAUACAAUUUGAUAAGAAUGGGAGGAUAUCUGGAGCAGCUAUAAGAACGUACCUCCUCGAGAGAUCUCGCGUUUGUCAAAUUUCAGAUCCUGAAAGAAACUACCACUGUUUUUAUCUUCUUUGUGCUGCACCCCUGGAGGAUAGAGAGAAGUAUAAGUUGGGAAAUCCUAAAUCAUUCCAUUACUUAAAUCAGUCCAGCUGUUAUGAGCUUGACGGAGUAAAUGAUGCUCAUGAAUAUCUUGCAACUAGAAGGGCAAUGGACAUAGUUGGGAUUAGUGAGGAAGAGCAGGAGGCAAUUUUUAAGGUUGUGGCUGCAAUUCUUCAUCUUGGUAAUAUAGAAUUUGCAAAGGGACUGGAGAUCGACUCUUCUGUCGUUAAAGAUGAGAAAUCUAGGUUCCAUCUCAAUAUGACAGCUGAGUUGCUUAUGUGUGAUGCCAAGAGCUUGGAAGAUGCAUUGAUUCAGCGUGUAAUGAUAACGCCCGAGGAAGUCAUUACAAGGACUCUUGAUCCUGAUGCUGCAUUGGGUAGCAGAGAUGCUUUGGCUAAAACUAUAUACUCUCGCUUGUUUGACUGGAUUGUGGAAAAGAUUAACAAUUCGAUUGGGCAGGAUCCCAACUCAAAAUCAUUAAUUGGUGUUCUUGAUAUAUAUGGGUUUGAAAGUUUCAAGCACAAUAGUUUUGAGCAGUUCUGUAUCAAUUUUACGAAUGAAAAAUUGCAACAACAUUUUAACCAGCACGUGUUUAAGAUGGAACAAGAAGAGUACACAAAAGAACAGAUAAAUUGGAGCUACAUAGAGUUUGUUGAUAACCAAGAUGUGUUGGAUCUGAUUGAAAAGAAACCUGGAGGAAUCAUUGCACUUCUAGAUGAAGCCUGCAUGUUUCCUAAGUCUACUCAUGAAACAUUUGCUCAAAAGUUGUACCAAACAUUUGCAAAGAACAAGCGUUUUAUCAAACCAAAGCUUUCUCGCACUAGUUUUACAAUAUCUCACUAUGCUGGGGAGGUGACUUAUCUGGCCGAUCUGUUUCUAGACAAAAACAAAGAUUAUGUGGUGGCAGAACAUCAGGUUCUUUUAACAGCCUCAAAGUGCUCCUUUGUAGCUGGUUUAUUUCCUCCACUUCCAGAAGAGUCAUCAAAGUCAUCCAAAUUUUCUUCCAUAGGGUCACGCUUUAAGCUACAACUUCAAUCUUUAAUGGAAACCUUGAAUUCAACAGAACCUCACUACAUCAGAUGUGUGAAGCCAAACAAUGUCCUCAAGCCUGCUGUCUUUGAGAACUCCAACAUAAUUCAACAAUUACGCUGUGGUGGUGUUCUCGAAGCAAUCAGAAUCAGCUGUGCUGGAUAUCCCACUAGACGAACAUUUUACGAGUUUCUUCUUCGUUUUGGUGUUCUUGCUCCAGAAGUUUUGGAAGGAAACUAUGAUGACAAGGCUGCAUGUCAGAUGAUUCUUGAUAAAAUGGGACUGAAAGGCUAUCAGAUAGGCAAGACCAAGGUCUUCCUACGAGCUGGUCAGAUGGCUGAGCUGGACGCAAGGAGGGCAGAGGUUCUUGGAAAUGCGGCUAAAAUUAUUCAAAGGCAUAUGCGUACUUACAUUGCCCGCAAGGAAUUCAUUUCUUUACGCAGAGCUGCUAUUCAAUUGCAAUCAUGCUGGCGAGGUAUACUUGCUUGCAAACUGUACGAGCAGUUGCGACGGCAAGCUGCAGCUGUAAAGAUUCAGAAGAACUUCCGUCGUUACGUUGAUAGGAAAUCAUACUCGAGUGUACGGUUGUCUGCAAUCACAUUGCAGACAGGCUUAAGGGCAAUGACAGCUCACAAUGAAUUCAGAUUGAGAAAGCAAACUAAAGCUGCAAUUAUCAUUCAGGCUCAUAUGCGUUGCCACAGAGAGUAUUCUUACUACAAGAGUCUUCAGAAGGCUGCUAUUACUUAUCAGUGUGGUUGGAGACAAAGGGUUGCUCGGAGAGAGCUCCGGCAGCUCAAAAUGGCCGCAAGGGAAACUGGGGCCCUUAAAGAAGCGAAAGACAAGCUAGAAAAGCGCGUGGAAGAACUUACAUGGCGAUUGCAGUUAGAGAAGCGACUAAGAACUGAUUUGGAAGAGGCAAAGGCCCAAGAAACUGCAAAGUUGCAGGAUGCUUUGCAUGCAAUGCAAAUGCAAGUCGAAGAAGCAAAUUCUAGAGUUAUUAAAGAACGAGAGGCAGCACGGAAAGCUAUUGAAGAAGCUCCUCCAGUAAUUAAAGAAACCCCUGUUAUAGUACAAGAUACAGCGAAGGUUGAUUCAUUAACUGCUGAGGUAGAGAGUUUGAAGGCUUUGCUGCUGUCAGAAAAAAAGGCUGCAGAAGAGGCUAAGAAUGCUCGUACGGAUGCUGAGCUCAGGAAUGCUGAACUGGUUAAGAAACUUGAAGAUGCAGAGCGAAAAGUAGAUCAGCUUCAAGAUUCUGUACAGAGGCUUGAAGAAAAACUUUCCAAUACAGAGUCAGAGAAUCAAGUACUUCGUCAGCAAGCGCUGACCAUGUCACCCACUGGAAAAGCUUUGUCUGCCCGACCAAAGACAACAAUUAUUCAGAGAGCUCCAGAAAAUGGGAAUGUCCUAAAUGGGGAAAUGAAGAUUGCAUCAGGCAACUCUCUGGCUAAAUCAAAUCCAAGAGAGCCUGAAUCUGAAGAAAAACCGCAGAAAUCACUUAAUGACAAGCAGCAAGAGAACCAGGACCUGCUUAUCAAGUGUAUUUCACAAGAUUUAGGAUUUUCUGGGGGCAAACCAGUUGCUGCUUGUGUCAUAUACAAAUGCCUUCUUCAUUGGAGGUCAUUUGAAGUUGAAAGAACUAGUGUGUUUGACCGUAUAAUUCAAACAAUAGCCUCAGCCAUAGAGGUCCAGGAUAAUAAUGACAUAUUAGCCUACUGGUUAUGUAAUACAUCGACAUUGUUGUUGCUGCUCCAACACACACUUAAAGCAAGUGGAGCUGCUAGCUUGACUCCACAACGGCGGAGGACAUCAUCAGCUUCUCUUUUUGGGAGGAUGUCACAAGGAUUGCGAGCGUCUCCUCAAAGUGCCAAUCUUUCGUUUCUUAGUGGUCGAGUUCUUGGUAGACUGGAUGACUUGCGUCAAGUUGAAGCGAAAUAUCCAGCAUUGCUGUUCAAACAGCAGCUUACUGCUUUUCUUGAGAAGAUCUACGGGAUGAUAAGAGACAAUUUAAAGAAAGAAAUUUCCCCAUUACUUGGAUUAUGUAUCCAGGCACCUAGGACAUCUCGUGCAAGUUUAGUGAAAGGGCGUUCUCAAGCUAAUGCUGUGGCUCAGAAAGCUCUAGUUGCUCAUUGGCAAAGCAUUGUGAAAAGCCUAGACAGUUACUUGAAGAUGAUGAAAGCAAAUUUUGUUCCCCCGUUCUUAGUUCGCAAAGUGUUCACUCAGAUAUUCUCAUUCAUCAAUGUUCAGCUAUUCAACAGUCUUCUUUUGCGGCGUGAGUGUUGCUCAUUUAGUAAUGGGGAGUAUGUGAAAUCAGGGUUGGCUGAAUUAGAACAAUGGUGUUGUCAUGCAACUGAGGAAUACGCAGGCUCUGCUUGGGAUGAAUUGAAACAUAUUAGGCAGGCAGUUGGAUUCCUGGUUAUACAUCAAAAGCCCAAAAAGACAUUAGACGAAAUAACAAAUGAACUUUGCCCUGUUCUCAGCAUACAGCAAUUAUACAGGAUUAGUACGAUGUACUGGGAUGACAAAUAUGGCACACACAGUGUUUCUUCAGAGGUUAUUUCAAGUAUGAGAGUUAUGAUGACGGAGGAUUCUAACAAUGCUGUCAGCAGUUCGUUCUUGUUGGAUGAUGAUUCGAGCAUCCCAUUCUCUGUGGAUGACAUCUCCAAGUCAAUGCAACAAGUUGACAUAGCUGACAUUGAACCUCCCCCUUUAAUCCGUGAAAACUCGGGAUUUGUCUUUUUACAUCAACGGGCAGAAUGAUUAUGAUGAUAAUGACUUCUAAUACAUGAAUCAUGUCCUCACGUUUCAGUAUGGCGAUAUCUGCACAUCGGUAAACGUGCAGAAACCUGUGCAUACCAUCUCUUUGUCCCUUGCAUUCGUGUGUAUUAUAUAUUUUCCAUUUGCCUGGGCAACCCUUCCAUGUUCAUUGCCCGGGUCAAUUCAUUUUUUUAUUUUUUUUCACCCUUCAACACCCUUUAAGCAACGCAAGGGGUAUUAUUUUGGCCGUGUUGCUUUUAGUGUGAUAAUUGGGAAAAUAGAAACAUGCAUUUGUUUUGCACCCCUUUUGCUUAUCCAAAUUUUUUGGAUAAGCAACUCAUAGGGAUUCUUUCACACUGUUGUUUGCUGGUUUUAUAGCGUUGUAGUGCUUUUAUGAGUGUAAUUAAUGACAACAUCUGCAAUUUGUUAGGUUUACUAUUCAAAAUGUAUCUAAGUUUAUGUAUUGAUUUAAUUUUUUAGAUUUGACA